Porites lobata is the source of this 21284-nucleotide messenger RNA. The record is from the annotation of a GenBank genome assembly. NCBI's taxonomy places the organism in Eukaryota, Metazoa, Cnidaria, Anthozoa, Scleractinia, Poritidae.
UUUGCAGUGAGGCAGUCGUUAGUUGGAGAAAGCCCUCCGCCGAAGAAAAAAAGUCGCGAAGAACUCAUCGGUGAGGCAUACGUAAUUGCAACUUUAUGAAUUAACUUCAAGUGUCAAAGCGUCAUGUCAUACCUCUCACGAUCCUAACUGAAGUCUUAUUCAAGUACUUCUUUUUCCUUUUUUUCCCCUUCAUCUCAACGUUUUCUACCCUGAUUUUAAGCGUGGUCUCUUACAUUUCCCGUGGAUAAAAGUAUUUCGGAAAUUAUUUGUUAUUAGUAAAUGCUAUAAUCUUGUCACCUUCAAAUAAGAGGUCUGGAGUAUCAAAUUCAAUUGUCUACGGAGUCAUCGGCUUCGAAAUAACCAUGGUAAAUUUUAUUUAAUCGUUCGUCAAACUUAAUUUACAUUCAUGUUCCUCUUACGGCAAUUUUGGUUUCUUUGAAGAAUUAAUUUAUAGGCCUUAUAAAGUUUAUACUUAUAGUGUACUCAGUAUUACUUGUUUUAUUUGUGCGGCAGACAUGUUUAAUCUUGUGAGAGUACCUUAAAAGGAUGAUGAGGACUUAACUGUUUAAAUUUUUUUGGGAAAUAAAAACUGUUUUGCCCUGUACUAGUCUGCAGUGUGCAGAUUCCCCUGCUGAUCAACAAAUAACUAAGAAUGGUAAAGGUUUAUGUAUCGAUUUUGUUUCCCAAAAAGUGUCUCUGAUAUUCAUGUUUUUAAGAUUACUCUCAGAUUUGACAUUUAGGCUUCCACAGCAAUGCCUAAGCCAGGCAUAAAUGUUAGGAGAUAUUUCUUAAAAUAACCUGAGAUCAGCCAAUAUCAUUCUUUAGCAGCUCUGUCGCAUUUCUCUUACCUGGCCACAGAAAAUUUUCUUUUCAUUUCAUUCAAGUAAUACAGAAAUGUAGUCUGAUCUCUGGUUAUUUAUAUUUAAGAAAAUAGAACUGUUUCAAGUAUAAACACUUUCUUUUGCAGGAAACACAUGCGAUGACAAUAAUACCCUUACAAAGUAAGUUGCCUAGCAUUUACACAUUAAUUUUUAUUAUUAUUACAAGAUGAUUCUAGAUGAUAAAGAGUUACUUGUUAGCUGUGGACCUCGAAGGCUGUUGACUUAGACAGAGGAAAAUCCUAGCACCAGGAGGAUCCUAGAAGGUGGAUCAUCCUUGUGCCGUAUGUUUUCUGUAUUUGGUUGACAUGCAAAGGGUUGUACUUGUCCCUAGCACUAGGAACUUGCUAAGAAGUACUAGAAUCUUCCCUGCUGAGAGGCAGGAAGUUCCUAGCACGAGGAAGAUCCUAGCAUCAUGUUAACUGCUAUUGUUAAGAAGAUUCUAGUUUUAGGGACAAACCGGACAAAACUGGCGGCAGGUCGUUCAAUGGGUAAUCACAGCAAUAAGGGCCAACAAUUCUGUUUCCUGUUACUAAGUCAUAAAGCACAGACAGUUGCUGCUGAAAGGUUGUUAUUAACCAGGGCAGAAGGACCCAAAUUGCAUGUUAACUACUGUCGCCCACCAUCUUUCAUAAUGCCAUCUCCUUUUGGUAACCACACAAACCAACAUUUCUGUAAGUAAACCCAACAAAAAUUUGUUCUGCCGUCUAGGAUCUUCCUGUUGCUUGGAUCUUAAUCCCUCCACAUAAACAGCCCUGUAGACGAAUUUCACAGUGCCUGGUAAUCGGAAGCUAUAAAAAGAUGCCAUUUGUUUCCAGAAAACAAUAUGCCUCUGAUAACUUACUUUUGACAAGGCUGUGCUCUAAGGAAAAUUGAAGGGAGUCCAGUACUCUGAACCUGUAAAAUCUAGGGUGCCCAGCAUAUGAUCAAUAUGAAGAAAGUAAGAUUUUCCAGUUGCCCAAAAGCAAAAGUUUAUAGGCACCAGGGGCCACCGGGCUCUGCUACAGCACAGCCCUGUGUGAGUAGAUCUAUGUGAAUUGUUUGUUGUGAAUCUCUCGCUGCCAUCUUGCUUUCUUCAAAAGAAAGUGGAAUUUGAGCUCUAGUCAGGGCAUGUGUGUUGUAUUGUGUGAUCUGUGCAUGAAUGGUAAAUGUACUUUGAACGUGCACAUGCAAAAGGCCAAAUUUUGUGUAUCAGUAAAAUUAAUGUCAGUCUACUGAGACAAUUAACCUAGGUUGAAGCCUCUUGGAUGUAUUCCACAUUUAAUGCUUGUGAUCUACAGAUAGAUCUGGUACAAGUAAUAAUUUUGUUAAUUAAUUUACAUGUAGUAACCAUUUCUUUGCUCCAGGGAGUGAAUAAAAUCUUACUUUAUUCAACGGUAGUCAUCAAAGGUCAUAAAUGCAUGUCAGUGACUCUGGAAAUUAGUUUAAAAGGAAUAAAAUUCUCCUAGUGGGAGUUUUGAUUUAAAAAGAAAUUCUCUCCACUAUAAAGUAACAGCAAUACAUUGUAAAUGCUGUAGAAAGCAUUGUGGAGAAACUGCAUACAUGGUGAUGGAAUCGUUAGGUUUUUUAUUAGUUAUUUCAGACUGUGCUACAUGCAUGUCAUGUGAGUUACAACUACAGACUUUAUGGUGUCAAACUUGGCUAAAUUAGAGACAUAACAUCACAUGCUCACGUUGGUUUGAGAAUUGUCAUCCUCAAUGUGCAUAAAGGCUUUUUGUAUUUGUGUUAAACUUUUAUUUUUCUCUAACAACAGGUCUUCAUCUCCUCCUGUCCCCCCUCCAAGGAAAUACAAAAAAAAUGGGACUCCUAAGCAGGCCGGAGAUUUAAGUCCAUGUACAGAAAGCAAAGAAAAUGUCCCGUCAAUAAUUCCUGUAAAACCCCCGAGCAGUACCAGCUCUUCAACGCCACCGAAUGAUGCUCAAGGACAGAAGAGGAAACCCGUAAAACCAGCUCCACCAAAAAGGGUAAGCUCUCUUGGUCGUAAAGCCACAAUGCCUACAAAUGCACAUUCUCUUCCUGUUGGUAAAAAGCCAAGACCUCCAGUUCCUCCAAAACCAAAGAACUAUGUUCCUAAGAAAGCUUCACUUCCUGCUGGUGGUAGUAUGAAAAGUGAUGAACAAGGCAAGGAUCAGACAACUAAAGGAAGAGCCGAUUCAGCACCUUCUAUGCCCACUUCCAGUUUGUCUGCUGAUCAUGACUCAAAAUUUUUUGUUAACUUGGAAAAGGAAAAUAACACUGUCCCUUGUGAAAGUGCUGAUGUUAAGAGGGCAUCUCAGUUUUUUGUGUCUUUGGAUCACGAUCAAACGCCAAGUGCCUCUGCUACAAAGGUAGAAACAGAAUCAGGGAAGCAAAAUUCUAGUGCGAGUGUUACCAGAGUUGAAGCAGAUGAUAACGAAGUUACCUGUGUUGUGAAUGCUAGCAGUAAACGUGAAGUGUGUCAAAAUGGUGUUGCCUCGGUACAUGCCAGAUCAACUUUUUACCAUUUUCCUGCAGAAUGUAAUUCAGGAAAGGAGUCCCCAGACCCCCUUGAAGGGCUUGAAAUAGAAGCUGAUUUUAUGAGCGAUGGUGAAGGAGAAGGAGUUUCAUCUGACAAAGAGAGAAGGAGCAAACUUGAGCCUGACUCUGUGGAUGUCAAUGGUGCAGCUGCAACAGAUGAUGUGGGUGUUGUUUUGAAAGAGCAGGGCGGCAGUGAAUUAAUACCAGCAGGUACUGAUGAAAAUGUUAAGGUCAUGUUUAGUCUUGUGCUUGAAGAGGAGUGCUCUGUAUCAAUGGUUGAUGCUGCUGAUGUCCAGCAAAAACUUUUUGAUGUCACAGCGACGGAAGAUGGUAAAGAAGCUGAAUCUUUGACUGAAUUCAGUAAUGACACUGAAAAUGUGAUUUAUCCUGAAAAAAGUGAAGAAGUACUCGAGGAUAGUUUAUCCACAGAGCCAUCACAUUCAGUUACUGUUCAAAGUGAAGGCUAUGUUUGUGAUGUUAAGGUUGAGAAACCCACUGAAGAUUUGCAGGUAUGUGGGCAAGACUUUGUUUCAAACAAGGAUGAAGGUACCCAAGAAAACAUUUUUGAUGGUGAAAUGCCUAUUGGUGAGACUCACAAUAACAAAUUCAAGAAUUUAGAACCAAAAUAUGAUACCCAGUCAGAUAAUUUAGAUCUACAAACAGAGGUGCUUGCAAAUGGUACACCUGAAGUUACACUGCUGCAUGCUGCAGAAGAAAAUACGGACAUAAUCAUAGCUGAGCCUGUGAAAGAGGGGUUCUUUUCAUCAGUUAGUGACCAUACAAUUUCCAGGGGUAGUGUUGAAAUAGCGGAAGAAGAAAAUAAAUGUUUGAGCACUGAUGAAGGUGUUGUUAAAGUAGAAGAAGAAUCUCAGUGGAGUAGUUCCCUGUCUGAGUGCACAAGUAAUGUUGUACAGACUGUUUCUGAAAAACUGCUAGAAGAGGUCAGUGAAGGAAUAGAGAAUAUUAGUAGUGAUGCUGGACAAUCAGAAGUUGAUGUGACUGAAAGCCCACCUGAAAGAGGAGAGUCCAAAGAUGUUUUUAUAGAACCAAAUAUUGAAGAAACUCCAAGGGACGAGGUGGUUAACGAACAACAUAAUGAAAAAGAUAGCUCAGAAAAUACAGAUUCAUUUGCAGACUCAGAUGGUCUGGUGAAGCUGCAAUCAGACAAAAAGCUUCCCAUCUGUGCAGCAGAAACAUGCACUGCAAAUGAUCUUAGUGAUAAUUCUAUUGAAGGACUCGAAGAUGGUAAAAAAGAUGACGUUGUACCUCUGGAAAGAGUUGAUGUAUUAGUAGCUGAUUCACAAGAAGUCAAAGAUGACAGUAAACCAGAAUCACCGUCCUCUCCUGAGCCAAUACCUCCAGCAAGAAGGAGUCGCAAAACUCCACAAGGAAAACAUGCUUAUGAAAAUGCUGAGAUAUUUAGUUCAUUGCAUGGAGGAAAUGCACAAACAGACAAUGAGAAAAAGGACAAUUCUCUUAGAAGGACUCAGUCUUUUAGUAAGUAUGAGACUACUGUGUUAUCUUUGCAACGCCCGGUCCAGCGUGUAUCUGACGAUGAAGCCAUUUACAGGGUACCAAGUAAGGUGGUGCCAGUUCAGAGAUACACUGAUGAUGAUUCAUGUCUGUAUAGUGUACCUCAUACAAUUCCAACCCAUCGCAUAGACAGAGAUAAUGGUUAUGCUGUACCAAAACCUAUCAUUGUCCAAGCCAAUGCAGUGGUGGACAGACUUAAAGCAGAUGAACAGGGAGCGAUAUAUGCUGUGCCAGGUAUGCCUACACCAGUCCCUGCUGAAACAUUUCCCGACCAGUCAAUUGCGGAGGCCACAAUGACGCCACAGGAUGAGCGAAACAUUUAUGUUGUUCCUGGCCGACAGAAUGCCGAUGUGACAGUAUCAGCAAAGAUCUCAGUGGUCCCACCACCAAAACCACCGAGACUUAGUCUCUAUCUUGACCAGGAUAAGACUGAGAAAAUUCUAGGGGAGGGGGCUGGCAUAAAAGAGGUCCCCAGACCAGCCCCAAGGACACGAGCUGUUGAUGAUGCAAUGCAAGAGCUUAACAAGCAGAAAGGGUCACCCAGCCCUGUACCAAGAAGAAGUUCCAAAACAGAGGCUUCUGGAUCAUCGACACCAGAGAAUAAAGGUUCGCCAAGUCCUGUUCCAAGGCAGGGUUCCAAAACGGGUUCUGGAGCUUCUACGCCUGAGAGGAAAGGAUCACCAAGUCCUUUACCAAGGAGCUCAUUGCAGAAGACAGAGACUGAAUCAGAAUCACAAGGAACUAAUUCCCCUGUCCCGGUCAGACGAAACCGUGUAAAUGCUCUUCAGACAAACAUUGAUGCUUCCUCAUCCUCAGUGCUACCAUCAUCUUCCGAGGUAUCCGUGACAGAAGGCACAGAAGAUGAUGUUCCUAAACGUAAAGUGCCCCCUCCACCUCGGCCGCCACCUCCUGAUCCGGUGAGAAUAAGUAUUGCCAGCUGUCAAGAUUCUCCUUUUGCUCCUCCUCUGACUCCUGGUCUGGAAUCCGACUCUGAUUCUGAUGUAGGUGAAGUGGAGACGCCAAAAGUGAGUAUCAUCACAGCUGUGAAUCACUGUACAUUUAGGAGGGUAUCAAUCAGGUAUAGCAAUAUCCACUGUAUAAAUCUCUGUUGACUGGAUAAUGCAAUUUAGUAAAAUCCAACUAGUGGUCUAUUAUCAAUGCUGCGUUCUGGUUGGUUGAGCUACUACUGGGCUAUAUGUUAUAGCCCACCAGUAGAGAAAAGCGUGGGCUUUUUGACGGCAAAAAAGGAUUUAAGUCUAGCUUUAACUAGCUGAAGUUUUUUGUCUCGAUAUUUUGACCAACUGGUUGGAUUUUACUAAAACAAUUAUUCUGCUCGCCCUCAUGGCCUCUGAGUCAGUAGCCCAUGCAGCCUUCGGCCUCAUGGGCUAUUGGCUCACAGCUCACAACUCUUACUUGCUGGAUAGUGAUUAUCCAGUGGAUAGUGUUAUCUAGCGUUUGACCAACCCGGACCUGGUCAAUAAAAAAGACUCCCUGUUAGUAAGAGGUACUAAAACAUCAAGAUUGGGACCAAGUAUAGUGCAUGCUAACUUGACAUUAUCACAUACCAUUCACACAGCACAAAAGAAAGAUAACAAGCCAGAAAUGUUCUGUAACACUUUUAUGGGUAAAUGUGAAGGGUACUGUAAAUUUCCGCCUAUACAGCCCCCUCCCUCCACACUUAUAAGCUCCCCAGUUAUGAGUCCACCUACCUGUAAACAAAAAAAUACAUCCGGUCAUAAGCCCCCUCGGAUAUACGUCCCUCCGUUUUUAAACCCUCCCCCCCCCUUCACUUAUAAACCCUCCAGUUAUGAGUCUAUCUUCCCUUUAAACCAAAAAAUACAUCCGGUCAUGAGCCUUCUCGGAUAUACGCCCCUCCGUUUAUAAGCCCCCCCCUCCCUUAUAAAUCCCCCAGUUAUGGGCCCAUCUUUCCUUUAAACAAAAAAAUACAUCCGAUUUUUUUAGCCCCCUGGGAUAGACGUCCCUCCUUUUAGAAGCCCCCCUCCUUUUAUAAGCCCCCCCAGUUCUUCCCUUUAAGCAAAAAAUACAUCUGGCUAUAAGCCCCCCUGUAGCUUGUGUUAAAAUGAAUUCGAUUUUUUACGAUGUUUUGAAGCACCGCUAUAUAGACUGUUUCGAAACACAUUUUUUAGUUCAGUUAUACUGUCAUGUAGGCUCCCCAGAUAUGAACCCCCCUCCCCCCUCCCCCCUCCCCUUGUUUAUAACCCCUUACAAAGUUGUAUAAGCCGAGGGCUUAUAAUCUGAAGUUGACGGCAUGUUGCAGUACUUUUUAUUUAUUGCUUCCUUAUGUAAUAUUUUUUGUUGUUGUAAUCUUACCUAUUUUUGUAGGGACCUUCCAAACCUAAGACACAUCACAUUGCACAUGAAAUUCUUUCCACCGAGCGAACUUUUGUUGAUGCUUUGAAACUCGUGUUUGAGGUAUGUGUUUGCGACUUUCAAUAAAAGUUGAAGUAGCCAGCAGGCGUUGUGAUGUAACUGUAAAUUGUGUUCAGUAAGGUGUAGGAAAUAAUGCAGCGUUCCUCGUUGACUAAACUUCAUAAUUAUUAUUUCUUUUUAGGAAUGUUAUGGUACCAUCAAGACCGCUAAUGUGGUGGCGGAAACCGUGCUUAGCGACAUCUUCAGUGAUUUAGAGAACAUUUAUCUGCUUGAUUCAAGAUUCCUUCAGGAACUGGAAGAAAGAAUGGCAACAUGGUAAUGAAAAAAGAGAAGAAAAUCGUAGUUUAAUUUUAAAAUCAAGGGCAGUUGCGACUUCAUCAAUUUUCCGCUUUUUUUCUUAAUAGGGAGGAACAUGAGAGAAUUGGAGACAUUAUCAAGAAAUACGGACACUUCUUGAAGGUAUACAAUUAUAUGAAUUUUUUUUUCUUUUUACCUAGUUUUCCCUUUGUCUGGGUUUUUUCAUUUAACCUCGAGUUCACUCAAGGAACAUUGUACUGAGCUGUUUUUUUUUUUCUCUUCGUUGCUGUUGUUCUUGUUGUACUUUUUGCUCUGACGUGGAGUAAAACGUCACCCAAAAGGUUGACGUAGUGUUCUUUUAUAACGUAGGAAAGGCAUUAACAAUUAUUGUUAUUUCAGUAAUCGAUCAGUGCAAAUCGUUGAAACAACGAAGGAUGUCUGAUUAACAACUUUGUUCAGUGGUGGUUUGAAAAUGUUCAGACGAUAACAGCUUAUGGAAAUAACAGCUUUUGAAAUGUUCUUGUAGACAAAAAAAAAAAAACAAAUAAAAAAAGGAAACUUGCAUUUAACGGUAUUGAUCAGAUAACUUGUUUCCUGAUUUCCAGUUGGAACAAGUAGAAUUUGAACGCUAACGCAACAUUUAUAUCCAAAAAAAAGAAAGAAAAACAGAACUGUAAAAAUUAUUGUUCUUUCAGAUGUACACCCAGUAUGUGAAUGGUUAUGAUAAAGCCAUGAGUGUGUUUCAAGAAACAAUGAAAGAAAAUCCUGAGUUUGCCAAGUUAUUCACACAGUUUCAGGUAUGAUAAAUAUGAUAGGCUUUUUUGUGACCACUUACAGUAGAACAAUGUAGCAUAUUAUCGCACUCAUUGAUAACGGACCUUUUUUCAAAUUAUCCUUAGUGAAUAUCCAUCGACUCUGCUGGAAAAAGCGCCUUACAUCAAGCAAACUUAGCAAGUUUAAAAUUGAUGCCAAAAUGACCAAAAAUAUAGGCUACAAAGACGCGGAAGUUUACAGACGCUUGUAAGCGCUUUAGAUAUACAUGUAUACUCAUCUGAUACGGAAUUUAACGAACAGAAGCACUUUAAGCACCUUUGUAUUGUAUGUGUACUUAAUAUAGUUUUAUCUUUUGAGUCUGAAGAUGAAAUCCUGAAGUUUUUCCGUUCAGGUUAAAGCUACUGAGCAUUACUUUCCUGUGGUACUGUUUCUUAUAUAUUCUGCACAAAAUCAUUCUACUUUUUGAGUCUGUGUUUGAAUUUUUAAAGUGCGAUAGUGUUUAAGUGAACCUAUAUUCCAGUUGUUUUUCAAAUAAAAGAUUAACCUAAGCUUAUGGCUUUCAGCCAUAUUUUCAACUGAACUUUGUACAAUUCAAUUUGAACUCUGUACAUUCCAAAACAAGAGAUUUGAUAAACUUCGAUUUAAAGCACAAUUGAAGUUGUCCUUUAACUUUAGAACAGUGAAAGAUGUCAUGGAUUAAUUCUGUCUUCGUACAUGCUGAAACCUGUCCAGCGGAUUCCAAGCUACAGGCUUCUUCUAAUAGGUGAGUUAGACUUUCGUGGUUUUGUAGCCUUCGUAGCUGACAGUGUUGUAAUGCGGGGAUGUAGUUUCUUUCUCCCAAACUUCUCGCAGCUCUUCCGCCAAAAAUCAAGAGCACUCCUCGGCUAAUACCGUCAGUUACGCAGGCUAGUUGUUAUGGUAAAAUUUAAUUGCUAAAAACUCGUUGUUAUUUGACCAUAAGCCAAGUGUGAAUUUCUUAAUAUUCAAGACACUGCGAGGUAAAAUUAGACGCAGAAACGGGUACUUUGUUUUGGUUUAGCCGAGAUUUUUAUGCCGAAAAUCUCUUUGUUUGCGGUGGGAUAAUGUCAAAUGAGAAUGGAUUUGCCUACAAGCCAAGAAAAAUACGUCAGUAAGUCACGUUUCUUAGAUUUCAAACCUCUUGCUGCUCAUAUUCGACUAUUCUAUCUAUCGUUUGUCAUCGUUUUAUCUCUUUGACUAUAAGCACAAAGCAAGUUAUACUUUUGCAGAAGGACUUUUUCAGGAAUAGUUUCACUGGUGAUAUUAUCGCUGUAGGUCUUUUCAGGUCCAGUAUUUAUUUUUAUGAUUUAAUUAUUCCCUUUGUUAUUAUUAUGUUAUUUUUCAGACUACCUUAAGCACUUACCGAAGGAUUCAGAGGAAUUUAAGGACACAGAAAGUAAGCUGGUGAUACCUCCUGCCUUGCUCGUUAAUUCCCCUCUUUUUUCUCACAUUGCCUUGCUUAAAUCUGUGAGAGGUAGCCCUAGAUGAGGCAAAAUCGAAGUGCCUCUACUCGCUUGGUAGUUCGCCAAUUGCAAUUGCCACUGUUGCCCUUACAUGCUGACUUGGGAAUUCACCUCCCAUGUAGUCAACAUUUUUGAAACCCAAGUACAUCACUAUAGCCACGCAGAGGAGCACCCUUCGCCGAAGCCCUUAUCUGCUAUCUCUUAGUCAAGUGUCAGCGUUCGUUAGAAUAUUCUUUUUUUUUUUUUUGCCGCGAAAUUAGUUUUGUUUUUCACUACUGGAAUCGCCUCCUUCCCUGUUCUGAUUGGCUGAAACGUUUUUGGUCGCAAAAGAUUAAUCUAUAAAUAACCUGAAAAUCUCACAUGCUGUGUCGUAGGAUAAAUAGAAUAAAUGAAUGUUUUAAUUAUCGUAUCCCUUAUGGGGCUUUUCAGGGGUAAUAAAACACAUAAAUAACUUCAAAUGGAACAUAACAAGGCUAAGGAUCCCAACUGGUAGGAGUUGUAUCUUUUGACAAUUUAACAAGCGUGGCCGAGGAUUUGAACUUGGGACUACCGAGAACAAGCGGUCAGGAUAGGACUUGAACUUCGGGCCUCCGGAUCACAAGUCCGGCGCUGUAACCGCUUAGCCACGCUGUCUCCUUGGCGCUAUGUCUUAGACAGAUAUAGACAGAGGUUCCGUAGAGAUGAGAACUAGUCACCUGUAUUACUGAAGUCAAACGGAAAUUCCCUAUUUAUCGUCAUUAGUUUCCAUUAGCGACUGGGUUGGAGUCAUGAGAGCGCUUAUGGCUCAGUCGGAGUCGUUGUAAGCGGAGCCAUAACCUCGACGAAACCGGAGUCACGAGAAUUAGAAUGUUUCCAAUUUCUUUCGAUUCUCCUUUUAUAUUCCGUCACUUAUGAUAUAGCUAAAACCAAAUUGUCCGAGUUUGAAGCAGAAGCGGAAGAAUAAACCAGUGAAAAUGCAAAUUCUCAGGGGCCGUGUAACUGAUUUAGUAUUUUUUCGCUUGGAAUUGCUUUCGGUGCGCGUAGCUUUCACCAAAUUCACUUUCAGGCUGGUUGUCACAAGGAAAGUGGGAUUCUGUUUCCACUAGAUCAUAACGCCCUGCGCUACUGAUUAACAGCUCGUCUCUAGGGAAAUCCUGCCUAAUAGAGGCACAUGGAAGUGAUUUUGUUUAGAUAUAUUUCUGAGCUUCUUCUGUAUUGUUCACGUUUAACAGCUACACUGAAGAUUGUUUCGGAAGUUGCAACACAUAUAAAUGAGUCCAUGAAGAAAAUGGUAUGUACUUGCCUAUAACUAGACUGCUACACAGCCGUUUUUAGAGUCGUCACGCAACGCUCCUCCCCACUCUUUGUGGGGAGGAGCUUUGCGUGACGACGCUAGAAAAGGCUGUGUAACAGACUACCCUAUAACGAGUGCGAAAACAAAUAUGGCUGAAAAAUAGCAGGGAGUAGCCCCAUAAGUGUCAGUCUGCUUUACAAAAGUGUCUCUACCAUCCUCUAUGAUACCAGGGAGGGUAGGUUAUGUUCACUCCUGGUUCACUGGUGCCAGGAUACCAGCAAAAAAUGGUGUGGUGUUCACACCUUGAGUGCCCGAUAUGAAACUCUAUAUAGUUGCUCCAUUGCGCCUUGUCAGACGCCAUUUGAAAAGUUGUGCGUGGUAGGAAGUUAUGGAUAUUCAAAGCUUUGGAUGGCCUCGGAACUUACAGAUUAUGGACGUACACAGGGACCCGGUGACCAGUUUAGUGCCCUGAUUCCGGCGUAGGAAGUUGAAAAAAAGGGUGUGUUCACAUUAGAAACCAUCGGAGACAAGCUUUCUUUGCAUUUCGUCUUUGAUGAUCAAUCAGUUAUAAUGCCCAUACUUUCAUCUUCCAUUUUCUCCCUUUUUUAAUAGGAUAGUUUUGAGCAGCUGCUAAAACUGCAGAGUAUGCUUGUAGGAAAUCCAGAGAUAGUGAAAGCUGGACGGGUAGGUUCGAUUUGGACAACGUAAUUUGUGUGUUUAGGUACCUUUAGAUUCGAGAACGGGAACACCCCUGAAAACUUCAUUGUACUUGUGAUUCAUCAGAAAAGUUAGCACUGUAUGUUUAUUGGAGGUUAAGCCUUCUCCCGGUCGCAAAAUGAUAAAACCUCUAACAUAUGAUCACUUGUUUCCGCCACUACCACAUUCUGGCUGAAACUCGUACCCAGUCGUCUCUGGUGAAAUCUGGGAAAUGCGCGCAAGGCUUCGCGUUUUUCCUUCCUCCUUCCCUUGAUGCAACGCGAACUCGCUUAAACCUUCCCACCAAUCAUCGCGCAAACAAGAGAAGUGGCUGGGUACGAGUCUGAUUCUGGCUAAAACCCGUAGUAGAAUGACGACGUGAACUACUCGUAAAAUAAGACAUCUCGUCUUUACCACAUUCGACGCACGUAUACGAAAUGUAAAACGUAAAAAUAAAAAUGUUCUAGAAGUUUUAAAAUCCUCGAUAUAUAUUUCGCUCUUCGAGCCUUGUCAGUCAAUAAAAUGUUUAUGUUCAGGUUAUUCGAACACAUUCCUAGUCUCGGCAUUUACAAUAGGCUGAUUUAGCUACAGAACGAGAACGUCAGUUGACGACGGGAAAGCGCGCGGAAAUGACUAAACGCUACUUCCGGUGCCCAAUUUGUCGCUCUGCCAUUGGUCAAGCCAGUUGUUAGAUUUGCGCGCGCCGUCGUCAACUGACGUUCCCGUUCUGUUGUUAAAUCAGCCUAAUUUCUCAAGAAUGACGACGGCUAUCACGUUUUCCCGCCAAAAUGACGCUGGUUCACGUGUGCGCACUACUUAGUGUUGAGAAAAUCGUGUCCGCGUAGUCAUCCUUGUCUUAGAAGCUUAAGAUCUGUAAUAUAAUACAUGCAGCCUAAGCUCAAAGUAUGAGGAUACUUAACAACUAUUCCUCGAGCCCGAAUGGGCUCUGAGUCGGCCGAAUUGGCUAUUGCCUCAGAGCCAUGAGGGCGAGAGGAAUAAUUGUUUUAGUAAAAUCCAACUAGUUGGUCAAAAAUAUCGAGAAUAAAAAACUUUUAUCUAGUUAAAAGCUUGAUUUAACUCCUUUUUUGCCGCCAAAAAGCCCGCGCUUUUCGCUACUAGUGGGCUAUGACAUAUAGCCUAGUAGUAGCUCAACCUAUGAGAACGCAGUAUUAAUAAUAGACCACGAACUGGAUUUUACUAAAUAGAAUUAGCCUGUGGUGCAUGAAUCCACUUCAGUGCAGGACCAGAAAACCACAUAAGAGACAAAGAAACAUAAAACUAAGGCGAGGCCAGUAGGCUAUUUUUAUGCAGUGCUCUUUCACAUUUUUUAAUGUAAAUAACCACAAUACUCGGAAUUCCCCUAGAAAUGGUUUUAUUGCAAAUUUUGCAUAAUCGUUACACAGAACAGACACAUUUUUCAACCUUUGCUGGUUUCGUUUGUAAUAUUUUCUUAUCGCACACGACGAUCGCCGUACCUUGUGAAUCGGCCUUCAGGCAUGUUUUUAGUACUACCGAUUCGAUUCGACAGUAAUACAGCUCACCAGUAUUUGUUACUUCAACAGGAUUAUGUUAAAGAAGGAAUGUUGAUGAAGUUAUGCCGGAAGGACAUGCAGGAGAGAAUGUUCUUUCUGGUUUGUAUAAUACCUUUUUCUUUUCUAAUACAUUAACUGGGCUCCGAACGUAGGGUCUUUUUAAUGUGGAAUAAUUUUGCUGCAAGGUUUUUUAAGGCAGAAGGGCUAAUUCUUGCAGCGUCGAGUGAUUACCAUAACCGAAAAUAAUCUCUCUCUCUGUCCAAACACAAUGAACCAAUGAAAACUCAGUCUGCGGGAAGCGCGGGAAAGUGACGUGACCAAGUAGUCACAAAGGAUUUUGAUUUAAUUCUCACAGGUUAAGAAAGUGAGAUGCGGUUUUUUAGCUAAUCAUGAGGCUUUUAGCGAAUAACGAAGUAAAAACCGCGAUGUCGUAUCUAAAAGGUUUGUCGAGGCUGACCAAUGUAUGUGAGGCCAAGCUAAAACUGACAUGCAUAUACAACCCUAAUGUUGCUUCGAGCUUGUUCUCUGCUCUUGAAAUCCCUGUUAUAAUUUUACGUCUCUUGCUUAUACUACGCUCACAACUGUGAUGGGUGUUUCAAACUUGAAAUUCACCAUGAUUUCUUUCAUAUUCAUCUGUUUUAUUAUGAUUUUUAGCUAACAGAUGUGUUGUUAUACACUACACCGAUGGGAGCAAAUCAGUAUAAACUCAACAAAAUGCUUCCCCUUCUAGGAAUGCAGGUACGUGUCUAGUAACAAAAUCACCAGAAUCAAUCCUGACAUGUGUCGCUCCUUGUGAGGUGAUCCAAGACAAUCUUAGAGUCAGGAUUCUACGCUUUGGAUUCCUUGUUAGCGGAACUUGGAUUGCGGACUCCUCGUCAGUGGAACUUGGAUUCCGGAUUCCGGAUUCCAAUCGUUAGUUGGAUUCCGGAUUCCUUGAGCUGAUUUCCGGAUUCCAAAAACCAGGAUUUCGAAUUCACAAGCACAAAAUUCCCAGAUUCCGUUAUCUGGAUUACCUUACAUGGGACGACGACGACAAGUGAUUGCCAACAUAGUUAGCAGAUGAGACCGGUUAAACCUAAGAUCAGGCUAUAUUUUCGUUUCGCUUCAUAAAUAAAAUCUGGCGAGAAAGCCAAUUUUAGCGCGACAACGUAAGAGAGAAUGUAUGGAAGCUGCUAAAAUUGGGCCUGAUCUUAUGUUAAAACUGGUUAUAAAAGCCGGCAGACAUCAAAUUUGAAAACAACGGUGCCGCAGUUUAUGUUGGAAGCUCCCUGACUGUGCACAAUCCUUUGUUUUUUGUUCACAAUUUGUGACUGAAUGAAGUAAUCAGUGAUGUUUCUAUUGGUCAGUAAGUUCAAAAUGACAGAAAUGCUAUUGAACGUUGUGCACGGUCAGCAGUGUGCAAAGAAAGUAGUGUCCGAUAGCCCGGGGCUAGUGGAUUUUGCUAUCGGGCUAGUGAAUUCUGUUUUUCACUUGCCCGACGGGCAAGUCAUGUUUUUUGAGGAAUUCAAAUAACAGAGGAACUGUGAAAUCAAUUCUGCUAGUCAAAAAGGUUUUGGGGCUGGUUGAAAUGACGUCUGGGCUAGUAAAUGCUAGCUUCAGCUUGCAUGAAUGGCAAGCUGUAAAAAUUAUUCUCUUUGCACCCUGGUCAGGUCCAAAAAAUCUAACAAAAACAUAUAACAAAGGAGUCUAACGCAUUUUAUAAGCAUUCCACUUUAAUACCUGUGUUGCCAAGAAAGAGGAACUGGAAUUUAUGAAAAGACAGAGAGUCCAGUUACGUGAGAAAUUUCAUAAUAAUACAAAGUAUUCAAAUUAGACAAAGAAAACUGAACUUGCCUGAAAGCUAAACCAAAGAUUACAGAAAAAUUCUAGAAUCCUUAAAGUCAAAAGCAAAAAGGUUGGUUUUCGUUUAACGCAGAGGUUUGAUGUUUGACCUUAAUGUUUCAUUCUGUUAGGUGACCGUUCCAGAUUCUCCUGAUUUUGUCAAUGAAUUCAGCAUUAUUAGUACUACAAGGUCGUUCACUCUCACUGCAAGGUGAGUCUAAAAUGCAACAUCUUAGUUGAAUGUUUGUAUAUUUAGAUGUUAACACCAUAACAGUUGGAAGAGCUUGGCUAGUUCUUUAUACUCAUAAUUCAGGUUUUGGGGUAUUGCUUUUUUCCACAAACGGGAUACAGUACCGGAUGGCUGUUUGCGUUGGUAUAAGAGUCCUUUUGUCGAAGUAUGUAACUGGAACGUGUUUUUUUUUCGUUUUCAGCACUCCAGAGGAGCGGGAUGAGUGGGUGGAGGUAAGUAUCCUUUUUAGGUUUUUCCCCGCUUACGCUUAGGGACAAAAUUUAGUUUGUUGAUAAACAAGUAGUAACAUGUGAAAGUACUGCUGAAGAGGCUUCAUUUGAAUGGUCACACCAUAGGAUUCCGUUGACAUGCCGAAAAGCUAGGAUAAGUUAAUGUGUUCGGAAGGAAUUCUAACCUUAAAAGAACUUUUCACUGCCUCACUAGACGGAUGUAUAUAUUAUCGCGCCUAUCUCAUCUCGGAAAAAAAGAAAAAAAGGAAUAAUGAAUAGUAAAGAACACUCGUCUUCAGUUUUUUGACGAUUCUUCGCUUUUUAUUGUUGUUGUUUUUUUAUAAUUUUUGCUAAUAUUCCUUAAACUUUGCAGGCUUUGAAUAACGCGAUAGAUGUUGUCACAAAAAGGAAAAUAACUUUUGUUGCCAAGACAAGAGACGCAGCCGGACUGGUAAGCAUUUAUGAUUUUGGGAAUUAUUAAUUGUUUUUGGAUUCCGAUGUACCUUAUUGGUUCUUAAUUUCGCGUUUUUUGUAAUUGUAAAAGAGUCGCGAAAUUAGAGACCCGCGAAUUUAAAUCCUCGCGAAAUUUGACACGCGAAAUUUAACAGCCGUAUAGAAAAUUUACUGAAAAAAAUUAACAUGUAAUAAAUACCGGGUAUGUAUCGAUCAUAAAUACACAGAUUACUAACUGUUAUCCUCGGGGAAAACGUUAAAACAUUAUAAGAAAUUAAAAUAUGCGGUUUGCUUGUUCCAGUUUUAAAAGCUACUUUUUAAACAUUCGUUUUGCUUGUGCCAAUUAAUCUAGAAAUUUAAACAAGUUCAGAGUCAUAUCGAGAAAUAAAAUGUGGUUGAAAACGCUUGAGUCGCGAAAUUUAAUACCCUUUUUUAUAGUUGCUUAUUUAGAACGCGAAAAUAAAAUCCCGCGAAUUACGGUUUCGCCAAAUUGGCGAAAUUACAAGGCACCCGCGAAAUUAAGUACCAAUCAGGCAAUCUUUUUUGCCGCCUCGUAUACUUUUCCUUACUAUAUAUCUUAAAACUUUUGUUGUUGGUCGUCGUUAUACUAAGAAGAAACUUUGCUUGUAUUCUCUUUUAUUUCCUGAUACCUGGUUGUCUUCAUCGUUGUUCCUACUGCUUUUGUUCAUGUGUUCAUUAAUUAGCCCUCCUUGUUUCAUAAUAUUUAACUUAUUAAAACAAUAAAAUUAUUCUUACCAAUUUCCGCUCCCAUUUUUGUAAGUAAUAUAGGAGCUUCUCGUAAGGUCACUGGUGUUUCCUCAUUGGUCGCGGAAAACAAUAACAUCAUUGUUCAGAUCAAACCAAUUGGCUUUUAUGGUUAGGAGAGCUGCUACAUGGUCCCUUGUGUGAGUGAUUGCCUACCCUGUGCCAAAGUAAACGGGUUAUACUGUGCAUUCCUUAUCUGUACAUUCAUUUUGUUGCUUUGUUUUCUUCUCCCGCUUAGCUGGCGGAACAAGAUGGAGAAGGUACCAAGCUCGGUGAGAAGGCUCCUGUGUGGAUCCCUGAUGCUCGUGUGACGAUGUGCAUGAGUUGCACAUCACCGUUUACUCUCACCAAUAGAAGACACCACUGCAGAGCCUGUGGUAAUGUAAGUAAUACAGAUCGUAAGUUAGACUGUAAAACAUUCGUUUUGUUUGUUUAGUGGAGGUUGUUGUUUCUUUUCCCGUCAGAUCGGUUAUACAAGGCGUUAAGCCUCGCUAGCGUGCGUCAUGGACGCAGUCUAACCUCGGUUAGUGACGUCUGCAAAGCAGCGACGCUAUCCUUGUUCUUGGUACCCAACGGACUCAAUGAGUUACUAGAAGUGCUUUUCGAAUUUUCGUUCAAUUUCGUUCAAUCAGUGGCUUUUUUAAGAGGCGUACCAUGGCGCACACUCAGGUGGCAGCCCAGAGCAAGGAUUUCGGCGCUGGUUCGCAGACGGACUUAACCGGAAGUUUAGUUUCGUCGGUGUCUAGGCUUUCUCUGUCACGUGCUAUCCACAGUCUUGUCAAAAUAAUUAAAACCCUGUGUACAGCCGCCCCGCCUCCACCCCCUUCUCGCCUCAGAUUUGUUUGAGGGGAGGGGGCGGCUAUUUAUUUCCUAUUAACAGAAGUGUAUCUGUUUCACCACCGCGGUCAAACGUCUAAAUCGUUAUUUUUGUUUUUUAUUGCUGGGAUUUCAUUUACCAGUUAGAGAAAAAUGGGCAAAGAUGUAUAAAUCAGUUAGUCAACAUAACUAUCUUUCCAUUUUUCUCAAAAUUUUGAGCUUUUUUCGCUGAAAACGCUCCGCGCUAAAAGAGAAUCAUGUUUGAAAAUGGCGCCGUUAAUAACGUCAGCAUCGGUUUUCAAUCACUUAGAACUUUUUUAGUGAACUUUUAAAAAGUUUAGUAAACUAACAGGAUGUUGGUAAUACCUUAAACUUUCGAUAGUGAAAGUAGCAACCUUAACUUUGAAGUAUUUCGCUUAACUUUUGCAAAUUUCACUCGUUUGACCGCUGUGAAAUCUGUUUCAGGUUGUGUGUGGAUCGUGUUCAGAGAGUACCGCACCAUUAGCAUACCUUAACUACACCGAGGCAAGAGUGUGCGACAAAUGUUAUGAUCUGCUUUUAAAAGGUGGGUUACCAUUCUUUGGCGUGAGAAAUUUCAUUUUCGAUGAAAUUAGAAAUCUUCUUCGUCUAAGUUUAAAUAAACAUUAUAAAUACACCAUCGAAGCCAACCCUCGCCGAAUUUUGUCUUCGUUAACGCUUCUAUCUUAUGGACGCAACUAACAAUGGUUCCAACUCUGAUAUGUUUAAGACAUGGAUUAAAAGAAAGGGAAAUUCUGUCAAGGUAUCGUCACCGUGCGUAACGUGUCAGUAGUUCCUGUUACAAACCUCUUCCAUCCACGUCCUCCGUAAAGAAGGAAUUUUGAGCAAAGCCUUGAAUGACUGACUGAUACCUCGACGUCCUUCACGCGUAUGUGAAACCGUCGGGCGAAGGCGUUGUCCAAAGCGUUUUGUCUUCCGUUCUCGCAGUCUUGGUCGUUGUAGCUGCUUAGGCCCCCAAUAUUAUUAUUCGGUUAAAUUGCACGACGUAAACUUGCUGUGUAACGGCUGUUUGGUUCAUUUUGUUAACCGUACGCAUCCUUUUUCGCUGUGAAAAUUAAGAAAUACCUUGUUAAUGUCUAAAUCACCGCUUCGUGUCAAGCAAAUGUCUCCCAAGCGUUAUACCAAACGUUACAAGCAAAAACCACAAUUGCAAUCCGUUUCAAUCUUGUUUAAGUUUGUCCAUCCGUGUCUCCUGUUGUAUUCAUUGUGUUAUUUAUACCUUCUUUUCAUGUUUUUAUCAGUUAUUUUUAUGUUUCACUCAGUUUGGUGGUGGUCCCCAUUGUUUGAAUUUUGACAAAUUUUGUGUUGUUGGAAAGCAGAAUAACGAAAGCGUCUCUCCUUCGCUUACUUACGUCAUCCCGUGCUCCUCGUUGUACUUGCAAGGAAAGCCGAGGCGACUGGGGCCGAGUCAUGGUUAUACUUUAUGUAUGAUGCGUUUUUCUUUGCCCACUACAGAGUUCCACACUCAUGAGAUACAUGCAGAUGAAAAGGAAGAAACAACAGCAACGCUACCUCCAUUACUUCAAGAAACAGAAGCAGCAGACAAGCUUUUACGAAAGCCCACCAAGUUUGAGAUGAUGCGGCGGUUUAAGAGCAGAAGAACGAAACGGAAAUCGCAGAUAAUACACCCAACUCACUUAACGGAGGUAACUUUGUUGGCUUGAUUGUAACAGAUAGUAGGGUGUAAUGCGCAGUACGCCCUGUGCAGACGGACACAACAUUGUUGGCCAACAACUCCUAACAUGGUUGGCCCAACAAUGUUGCGUCCGUUUGCAGGUGUCUAAAAGUUUGACCGGUUUCAAACUUUGCGCAACAACUCUCAACAACACGCAACAACAAGCAACAGUGUGAGCAAACGGACGCAAUUUGUACUAUCCAACAAUGUUGGGAGUUGUUGGCCAAUAAUAUUACGUCCGUUUGCAGGGGGCUUUACGCGAGCGGUGAGCGGUGAAGACGUGACAAACCAGACCCUCAUUUGUCAUUGUCAAAGUCUUACCGAAAUGAAUUGCUUUUCUAUAGCGUUGAAGUUAGCCUUCUCUCCUCUCUCCGGAAGUCAAUACAUUGUAUGAAGACGUGUCUUGCAAAGCUAAGUUUUCAGUCUGCAAAUGAAAAGAUAUGGCGCGACUAUUCGAAAGAAUCCUUUUUGCCAGAUCUUCUGCACGUCACCGCUUGCUGGGACUUUUUUCUCUGACCAAAGGUCACUUUUUUAUCUUCAGGUUGUAGCUAAUCAAGAAGGCAUUGAAAUGAGUGGAUAUUUAAGGUUCAAGAAAGGAAGGCAUGGUUGGAAAAAGUCCUGGUUUGUUCUUAAAAACAAUGUGCUGUACUCGUACAAGGCCAGCUCGGUAGGUAAUAUGGUUUAUGACUACAAUUUCUUCCUAAUCUGCCAAUACAGCGGUCUCAUCCUCACUCCUGGCUCCCCGCCGCCGAAGACGCUUCGCGGGAGACCUUCUCCUUCACGUCCCGUGGGGUAACUAAGGAGUGAGAAGGGACGGCUGCGUUAUAUGACAUAUUUUGAGAAAUAUAUUUCUGUGGUGAAAGAACGAAAGAUGGUAAAUUUUAAGCUCGGUGAACAAAUGUAAAGAUGAAAUAAUCAGCAUGUCACGAGCGUGGGACAAAGAAAAAAUUUGAGUCCCCGACAGGAUUCGAACCUAUAACCUUCCAAACACCGGGCGGGCGCUCUAUUCACUGAGCUACGGAGAACUCAUAGAGAGCGAGGCCAUAUACUAGGUCCAUAUUUGACACUAUUUUUUAUUUAUGCUUAUUUAUAUUUUACAUUUUUUAAUUUAUACGUCAGUUCUUGUAGAAUCCUCAAAGGUAUUCGGUAAUUCGGCUUUAAACGAUUGUAGCACGCGUUUAAUUGUCGUGAAAUAGACUUUCUGGCCGCAGAAAUAGAGAGUUACCUUUUAAGUUUGCUGUAGAAAAACAGAAGCGUAAUGAGAGGAAGGUCGAAGGUACCCUGGCCUCAUCAAAGGCCACGACGACGUUACUUAGCUGUUUAAUAAUCUUAUUACUGUAGGACGUGGUGGCACUCGAAACCUUGCCAGUACUUGGGUAUCAAAUUCAGGAUCUUGGAAAGGUAUGUUUUUUUUUCCUAUAACUUUGCAACUUUCGGACCUCAGUGAGUUGUACUCUUGAGCCUGCAAUACAGCCUGAUGGCACUGGGCAGCGGAUACCCUUUUUGACAACUGUCAAUUGGCCAUGAAAUGGAUGUCCAUCAGGUUGUCCACACUUAGCCAGAAAUACCCGGUCAUUACUAGAAAACAGCCAAUCACAGCCUGCGUACUAUUGUAGCCAUACAAUAAAGUGGCAUAUCGGGAAUUUCUUAGGGGUUAGGGAAAGAAACAGACGUUGAGGGACAGCUUGCUUCUCCUCUCCCCCCUUUUCGGUCUCCCUCACCCCCCUUCACCUUAGAGAAGCCGAGUGCUCGGGCUGCACCACAGUUUAUAUGAAGGAAAUGAUAGCGGGCAAUUUUCACGAUAUUUCUUCAUAGGAAGGGGAUGACUUUGUGUUCCACUUAAAACAUAAAGGUGUACCACCGAUUGUAUUCAAAGCAGACAACGAAACUUCAGCAAAAAGGUAA